This is a messenger RNA of Teleopsis dalmanni, 4780 nucleotides long. It is a transcript of the gene Tep3, whose product is annotated as CD109 antigen. The record is from RefSeq and is a predicted model, not a curated record. The transcript has 19 exons. Bases 153 to 4574 code for a protein of 1473 amino acids. NCBI's taxonomy places the organism in Eukaryota, Metazoa, Arthropoda, Insecta, Diptera, Diopsidae. Gene Ontology annotation, molecular function: endopeptidase inhibitor activity. Gene Ontology annotation, cellular component: extracellular region.
ACUUCAACUUUAAAUAAAAUAAAUUAAUAAAAUCUUAAAUAAAAUAAACAAAAGUGAAUUUAUUUAUUUUUGCUAAAAAGAGCGUAACAAGUUAACGCGCUUGUAUUCACAUACACACAUACACACACAUACACACACCUGUGUAUUACAAAAUGUUACAUUAUCGAAAACAAAAACUACAAAAUGCAAAUUCUGCCGCCAUUGUGUUGUUUUUGUUUUGUUUGCUGGAAUUGGUGCCGUCAAAUGCUGGUCAAGGAUUUUAUUCCAUAAUUGCGCCGAAUACACUGCGUCCAAAUUCACAAUUUCAUGUUGCUGUAAGCAUACACAAAUCUCCGGAAACGGUGAAAGUGAAACUUGGAAUCUUAGGUUCCACCUAUACAGAUUUCAAAACAGUGGAUGUACGACCGUACUCUUCCGAACUUGUCGCGUUUGAGAUACCAGCACUGAAGUCUGACCGAUACAAUCUGACUGCUGAGGGUCUGUCGGGAAUCAGAUUCACGAAUGAAACCCGAUUGAAUUUUGAACCAAAACAAUUUACAGUAUUAGUACAAACAGAUAAGGCUAUUUAUAAGCCUACCGAUACGGUGCGAUAUAGAUUAUUGCUAUUGGAUGCCAAUUUAAAACCGGUGCGAAACUAUGGACGCGUGCAUAUGGAAUUAAGAGAUUCGGGCAACAACAUUAUCAAGAGCUAUAAGGACUUGCGAUUUACGAAUGGUGUUUAUAGUAAUGAACUAUUAUUAUCGAAUUACCCUAAAUUUGGUGAAUGGUCUAUAGACGUUGUGGUUGGAGAAGAACAAUACAAAAGCACAUUUGAAGUUCUGGAAUACAUUCUACCAAAAUUUGUUGUGGAUAUUGAAACUGAUAAACACACAAUCUAUAAAGAUGGAAAAAUACGUGCUAAUAUUAAUGCUUAUUAUGAUUUCGGCAAACCCAUACAAGGUGAAGCAACUUUAUCAAUAUAUCCCACAUUCUUUGGUUCACUGCAGCCCUUCGUCAAUGAUCUUAUAACACGUAAAGUGGUACCCAUCAAUGGUAAUGCAUACUUCGAGUUUGAUAUUAAAGACGAACUAAAACUAAAAGAAGACUACGAGCGCGAGUAUUUACUAGAUGCACUGGUAGAAGAGAAAUCCACGGGUUCUGUACAAAAUUAUUCAAAGGUGAUAACCGUACAUUUAGAUACUUAUCGUGUUGAGACUGUCAAAAUCCCCAGCUACUAUAUACCAAGUGUACCCUUUGAAGUUACAGCUAAAAUAGUGCGCAAUGACGGGGCUCAGUUGAAAAACUUUAGACCUGAUAUCACAGCUUACCUCACAAAUGUUUACGGCAGCAGCGAAAUGUAUAACAAAACAGUUUACAAUCUUGAUGGAAACGGUAUGGUAAAAAUGAAGUUCACUGUGCCAAUUGGUGAUAGGGAUGAAUAUCAUUCAGUCAUUGUGGAUUAUAUGGGCAUUAUUACUGACGUUGGCAAAAUUCCACGUAAACAUUUACAUAGUAAAAAUUACAUCACUGCUAAGAUACUCAAUGAUAAUCCCAAAGUAAAUCAAGACGUCAGUAUUACGGUGCGCGCUAAUGAACCACUGAAAUAUUUUAUUUAUCAAAUCGUUGGACGUGGGGAUAUUUUAAUUUCAAGAUCAGUUGACGUAGCUGAUGAAACUUAUUACACAUUCAAGUUUUUAGCUUCCUUUGCAAUGAUGCCACGUGCCAAACUUUUGAUACAUAGUGUCGUCAAUGGUGAAUUUGUUUAUGAUGAGCAAGUAAUUGAAUUGGAGGAGAAUCUGCAAAGUAUGAUACAAAUUGACGCACCCAUCAAAGCUCCACCCGGUCAAGAUAUUGAUAUAACACUCACUACAAAACCGUACGCUUAUGUCGGUCUAAUGGUAAUCGAUCAAAAUGCUCUGAAUAUAAGAUCAGGAAAUGACAUUACGUACGAUCGCAUCAUGAAUGCUUUGCAUGAUUUUGAGUUAAGCGAUAUAAACACACCUAUUGGUACGCCAGGUAAAGAAUCUGGUGUUAUCACAAUGUCAAAUGCUGAUGUGAUUGUUGAAAAGGAAGCUGAAACCACACCAACAUUAGGGCGCUCAUUUGUUUAUGAAGACGAUGACAAACUGACCACAAUCCGUAAGACUGACAUUGGCCCUGCUCAUAAAAUCGAAGUUAAUACCCUAGCACCUGGUAAAGGACGUUAUGCGUUCUCAUAUACUCCAAAACCAUAUUGGCAUAAUCCACGAGUUCACGUCAUGCACAAUCCAGCAGAUACCUGGUUGUUUAUGAAUAUAUCAGCUGGCAGUGAAGGACGUACCACGCUUCAUAGACGCAUACCAAGUACAAUGACGUCAUGGACAUUGUCUGCAUUUUCGCUUGAUCCAGUAACUGGUCUGGCUUUAACUAAACCCACAAGAAUACUUCAGUCUUAUAAAGAGUUCUACAUAACAUUGGAACUCCCUUAUUCCAUACGAUUAGGGGAAACAAUUGCCUUGCCUUUUGUUGUAUUUAAUAACAAGGACAGCGAUCUGGAUGUGGAUGUAACGCUUUAUAAUAAUGCACAAGACUUUGAUUUUCCGAAAUUAAAUAAUAAAGCUGAGCCCACACCAGCAAUUGAGCUGUACAGCAGACGUGUCGUACGUGUACUAGCAAAAUCAACCAAAUCGGUGUCCUUCAUUGUAACUCCAAAGCGUGUUGGCUCAAUCAAUGUCAAAGCUGUCGCUAGCACACAAAUAGCUGGUGACACAGUUGAAGGCACAUUGUUGGUGGAAUAUCCCGGCGCUACCGAAAUCGUUAACCGUGGUUUGUUAUUCGAGCUAAGCUCAAGUCCACAAAUUAAGGAAAAUAUUACAAUAAGCAUACCGCGUAACGCUAUACCGGAUUCUACAAGAAUUGAGAUUUCAGCCGUUGGCGAUGUAAUUGGUAGUGUAAUUGGCAAUGUGGAGAGCCUAGUUCGCCUACCAACUGGCUGUGGAGAACAGACAAUGGUGAACUUCGUGCCCAAUAUUUUGACGCUCAAGUAUUUAGAGCGCCUACGUCAGCUUACUCCAGCUGUUUCAACGCGUGCCAAAAAAUAUAUCGAUAUUGGCUAUCAGCGUUUGCUUUAUUACCGUCAUGUUAAUGGUGCCUUCAGUGCAUUCGGGUUAUCUGAAAAGAAUAGUUCUACUUGGCUCACAGCUUAUGUGGCGCGUACUUUUCGGCAAGCUGCUGUAUAUACCGAAAUCGAUGAAAAUGUCAUAGACACGGCUUUGAAGUAUUUAUCAAAGUUGCAAAAUGGCAAUGGUGGUUUCGAAGAGAGAGGUGACGUAUUUGAGAACUUCGACGAUGAUGGGCUCAGUUUAACCGCUUUUGUUGUUUUGGCAUUCCUUGAAAACGCACAACAAUAUCCCGAAUACAAAAAUAAUAUUAAUAAAGCGAUGGACUUCUUAACGCGUGGAUUGGAUGGCAGUAAUUCGCUGCAUGCCAUGGCGAUUGGCACAUAUGUCUUAUCACGCACCAAUCAUAACGCAAAAGGUGCUUUCUUACAACGCUUGGAUGCAAUGGCUGUCAAUGAAGAUGGCAGGAAAUGGUGGAACAAAACUGCACCACCGCUGGAGGGGCCAUCUCCCUGGUAUAACCACACACGCUCAGUAAAUAUUGAGAUUUCGGCAUAUGCUGCCUUAGCACUCUUGGAGAAUAAUCUUAUUGGUGACGCUCUGCCGAUACUUAAAUGGCUUAUUGAUCAGCGAAACGAGUUCGGAGGCUUUGUCGCUUCACAGGAUACGGUAGUUGGCUUACAAGCUUUGAUUGCCUUCGCGGAACGUUUCUCAAGUCAAGCGAAUAAUAUGCAAGUUGGUUUCCAUUAUGGAUCAGGUGCUGAGACUAUUAUGAAUGUCAACGCGGAAAACUCUUUGGUGCUGCAAACAUUUGAGCUGCCGAAUAGUAUUAAAAAUGUCACUGUAACAGCAACUGGGCGUGGCUUAGCAUUAGCACAAGUAACGUAUAAAUAUAACACAAAUGUAACCAGCGCCUGGCCAAGAUUUGUGCUUGACCCCACUGUAAAUCGUAACUCUUAUUCCGAUUACUUGCAUCUAUCAGCUUGUGCAAGUUUUGUACCAGUAGAAGGAGGUUCCACUCGUUCCAAUAUGGCUGUUAUGGAAAUUUACUUACCAAGUGGAUUUGUGGUGGAUACGGACACCUUACCUACGCUAGAGUCAAGCGACAGAAUAAAGAAAGUUGAAACCCAUCGUCGGAAUACAUUGGUUGUAAUUUAUUUCGACUAUUUAGAUCGUCGUGAAGUUUGUCCCACACUACACGCUUACAAAGUGGUUAAGGUUACCAAACAUUCACCGGUGCCAGUUAUCAUGUAUGACUAUUAUGAUAAUGUUAGGCGUGCCCGGCAAUUCUAUAGAGCUCCAAAAUCCUAUGUUUGUGAUAUAUGUGAAGAUGCGAAUUGCGGUUCGCUAUGUGAAAAAGCUGAAAAACGCGAAUCUCGCCGUUUAGAUAAUGAUUCCAGUACGACUGGUAUCAGCACUAAGUCCAAAGCGACGAUACUCUCUUCUGCGACUACAGCGACAAUACUGCUCUUUAGUGUUUUAAAAUAUGUAUUAUAAUUAAACUAUAACUAAUAUUCUGUGACGUUAGGCCAUAACUUAUAAUUAAUUUAACUUUCCUUAUUGACAAAUUUUAAUUUAAUAACUUUAAUGAACUCAUAUAAGCUAUUUAAUUUAGACUAAUUCUACAUAACCGUAAUUUUAAUAAUACCAAAAACUGAUGUACAUACUGAAUCUCAUUUAUAUGUAUUUAAAGCAAUGGAUGU